Dromiciops gliroides (monito del monte) is the source of this 2954-nucleotide messenger RNA. RefSeq names its product GLIS family zinc finger 1 (gene GLIS1). Lineage: Eukaryota; Metazoa; Chordata; Mammalia; Microbiotheria; Microbiotheriidae. Gene Ontology annotation, cellular component: nucleus. The transcript is spliced from 13 exons. Gene Ontology annotation, molecular function: DNA-binding transcription factor activity, RNA polymerase II-specific; RNA polymerase II cis-regulatory region sequence-specific DNA binding. Bases 1 to 2703 code for a protein of 900 amino acids. The record is from RefSeq and is a predicted model, not a curated record. Gene Ontology annotation, biological process: regulation of transcription by RNA polymerase II.
AUGGGUGAUGAUGUAGCAAAGGAGCAGUCAGUGAAUGGUGGCUACGGCCACUGCCACUUGACCCCAGAGAAGAAGAGUCUGCUGGGCAUAGAGAUGGCCGACAGCUCCGUCCCCGUCUGCCGGCAGAGCUUGUUUAUCCAUGCUGCCAACCCCGGGCCCCGGGACCACCCGCUGUCCUGUGAACGACGCCUCCACGUUGGGCAGCCGAACCUGACUCACUCGGACAACAGCAUCUCUUACAUAUGCCCCCUUCUCGGCUCUGAUGCUGCCCCCACCCCAGUGCAGGCUUUCAUCACCUCACGCUUGGCCCAUUACAGUAGCCGAUGGGGGUCCGCCUACCUCAUCUACCCCCACUUCAAUCUGUCCCCCAUUCAGCUGCUAAAGAGAUUUUUCCUAAAACAUAGCAAGGACAUUGGUAAGCUGGCGGGGAUCCAGAUGAGGGCUCACCCAGAUGGCGAGGAUGCUGCGGACAGAGAUCAGUGUCCACGGUUCCAGGACCCUUCGUGCAUGAAUGGUGGAAGCCACCCCCCUCAGCAAAUCAAGCAGGAGUGUGUGAGUGACUUCAAGGCUGGCUCGGACCUCUCUGCUCCGAGGAGGUUUGCUGAAGCCUGCCCUCCCGGGCUGCAUGCUGAUCUCGACCUCAUGAGUGGCAACCCCUUUACGGCCCCCUCCUCAUCCUAUCUGCUGAGCAGUGAGCAUCCUGCUCUGGGCCCCACCUCCUUGGGAAGUGGUGGGCCACCGCCACCGCCUCCAGCAGCCCGCUUCCCAUCGGGGGCCAUGAAGAGGUGCUGCUUCUCCAUCCUGCCUCCCCCCUCCUCCUCCUCAGCCUCUUCUUCUUCGACCCUGCCCGUGGAGGGUCUCGAUAUCACUACCAUCAUUCGCACCCCUCAGGCCUCCUUAGUCACUUGCGUCAGCGGCCUCCGGCCUGCCCCCCUGGGCAUGCCUCCCAAUGCCCCACCCCGACACGGCGCGCCCAAGCCCCCCCGGCCCCAGGCCAGCCACCCCUGCAGCCUGCCCUCACCACCAGCAUGCCUCGUCCCCCUCCCUGCCGAGCGGGAACACGGGGACCGUGACCUGCUGCCAAUGCAGCCCCUGCGACACCUGGAGGGUGAGGGUGCCGGCCUCCGGCUCUCAAUGAGCGGGGCCAUCCCCCAGCAGGAGGCCUCCCACGGGGGCAUCGGCGGCCCCGGCCACAAGGUGGGCUUCCUGAAGCAGGAGCCAGUCGAUGACUAUUCGUCCAAUCCUGAGCUCUAUCCUCCUGCCCAUCCUCACCCUCAUCACCAGGGCCUGCCACCCCCUUACCACCUGCAUCAGCAGCUGGGCCAGGGCUUGGGCCCCCACCUCCACCUCCCCGGCUCCCCCAAGGUCCUGCCCCCCAGUGAUGGAGAAGAGCUGGAGCUGGGUGUGGGGCGGCAGGUGUGCCGCUGGAUCGACUGUGACGCCGCCUACGACCAGCAAGAGGAGCUGGUCCGUCACAUCGAGAAGACCCAUAUCGACCAACGCAAGGGCGAAGACUUCACCUGCUUCUGGGCGGGCUGUGUGCGGAGGUACAAGCCCUUCAAUGCCCGCUACAAGCUGCUGAUUCACAUGCGGGUCCACUCCGGGGAGAAGCCCAACAAGUGCAUGUUUGAAGGGUGCAACAAGGCCUUCUCUCGGCUGGAGAACCUGAAGAUUCACCUGCGGAGCCACACAGGGGAGAAACCUUACCUGUGCCAGCAUCCCGGCUGCCAGAAAGCUUUCAGCAAUUCCAGCGACCGGGCCAAACACCAGCGCACUCACCUGGACACGAAACCAUACGCCUGCCAGAUCCCUGGCUGCUCCAAACGCUACACGGACCCGAGCUCGCUCCGCAAGCAUGUCAAAGCCCACUCCGCCAAGGAGCAGCAGGUACGGAAAAAGCUGCACGUGUGCACUGAGGUCGAGUCGGACGUCCUGAAUGAGUGCCUGGGGAUCCCGCAGGUCCCCCCAUCCUCCCAGCAUGUCCUGGAUGGGAAAUGUGGAAGACCCAUGGGCCACGAGCUGCCCCCAGGCGUGUUCCCUGGCUCCAACGUCUCUCAGAAUGGACUGACUGCUGGGAUCCUGCCCCCGCCUCAGGAUGGAGCCCCCCGGCACCAUCCACUGGACUCAACGGCCAUGGCCAGCUCCCACCACCACCUGUCCCCUCUGCCAGCAGCAGAGAGCACCAGGGAAGGGUUAGGGUUAGGGCUCACUCCAAGUAUCCUGACUCCUCUGAAAGCACUCAUCCCACCUGCCCUCCUGCAGAAACACCCACUGCCACCUGCACAGACCCACCCCCCUGGAGGACAGCCCUUCCCAACACUCUCUAGCAAGCCAUACCCACCGUUUCAGAACUCCGCAGCAGCAGCACCACCUCUGGCCCCGCAAGGCUACCAAGGCAGCUUUCAUUCUAUCCAGAACUGUUUCCACUAUGGUGACUGCUACAGGGCAGUGGAGCCAGCCGGCAGCAGCAGUGGCGGUGGGGACAGUCUAGCGGGAGAGCCCCACGGCUUCAACCCUCUGCGGUCCAAUGGCUACCACACCCUCAGCGCCCCCUUAGCUGCCCAAGGCUAUGACACCCUGUCUGAUGGCCCGUGUGGACCCCAGGAGGCAGGCACCACCAGCCCAGAGGAGAAUGGCUUCUUCCCCAAUGGCUCAUUUGACCCCUGUUUGAAUUCUCUCCCUUCCAUCUACACUGACACCUAAGGCCCAGCCUGGCCCACCUGUCUGUUCACUCCCUCUCAUUGUACCCACGCUUCGCCCCAGCCUGGCCUUCCAGGCCCGCAUAUUUAGCUCGGGCUGGAAGCCUCCAUGAGCUCCGAUAAAGCCAAGCCCAGACAGAUCCCCGACUUCCCAGCCCAACACUAAUCCCACCUGGGAGCCACGGAUGGGCCAGGAGCCUUGGACCUGGCCCCUGCCGGGAGGCUGCCACACAAGGAGGCCCCCGUGAGUUCCUC